Molecule: messenger RNA, 438 nt
Organism: Angiostrongylus costaricensis
Lineage: Eukaryota; Metazoa; Nematoda; Chromadorea; Rhabditida; Metastrongylidae
Source: the annotation of a GenBank genome assembly
AUGCGAACAUUUGGAUGGAGUAAUAUGAGAGUGAAAAUCGAUGAUCGGCAGUUGCACCAUCUUUGCUUUGCUGAUGACAUCGUCCUUAUACCAAACCUUAGCCAAGCGGAGCGUAUGCCUGCCCGCUUUGACAAAACCUGUGGAAAGAUUGGUCUUCGACUAAAUCUCACAGAAACGACGUUCAUGAGAAGCGGAUUGGUAUCGUACGCCCCAUCCACGCUCAACGGAACGAAUAUCUCUGACUGCUCCAGUUACGUCUAUCUUGGUCGGGAAAUCUACAUGAUGAAAAACUUAGCCCCAGAGCUGAGCGGAAGAAAACGAGUGGCGUGGAGAGCUUUCAAGAGCAUCGACGAUGUAGUGAAGGGAACAAAGACCACCCGCCUCCGCACCCACCUCUUCGACUCAACGGUACUUUCUGCCUUAACAUAUGCGUUAUAA